Messenger RNA from Theileria annulata, 3291 nucleotides. RefSeq names its product integral membrane protein, putative. Lineage: Eukaryota; Apicomplexa; Aconoidasida; Piroplasmida; Theileriidae. The record is from RefSeq and is a predicted model, not a curated record. The transcript is spliced from 12 exons. The coding region runs from base 1 to 3291 and encodes 1096 amino acids.
AUGAAGUUAAGAUUUAAUAAAUAUAGUAUUAAAAUAAUAAUAAUAAUAAUCGCAUUAAUACUUCUUGGAGUUAUAUUUAAUCUUGGAAAUAUGACAGAUGUUAAAUAUGAUGCUAGAAAAUCAAUAUUAACACUUUUAUCUCAUAAUAGUUCAUAUAAACUAAUUGAGAAUGAAUCUAAGAGUUUGAAUAAAUUUUAUACGGAAUUAAUAUCUGAUGUGUCAGAAUGGAAAAUUCCAAGAGAUUAUACUCUAACUGAAGCUAACAUUAUUACAUCCACUGAUACUUUUAAUCUUUUAGAAUUGUAUAAUAAUGAAUCAAUUGAUAUUAAACUUAAAGGAAAUGUUAAAUUUAUACUUAAAUUAUUAAAUAAUAAUCUUAAAACUACUGCAGAAUCGAUAAUGAAUAUAAAAUUAAAUGAAGUGAAUAUAUGGGAAAUAAAUAAUGAAAUAAAUGUUAAUAUUGAAGAAAGGAAAUAUUUUUAUAUAUCAUUAAUACUUUCUGGAAUAUUUUUAAUAUUUUUACUUUUGAUUCGAAGAUCUAAAAUCAUUUUUCUUAUUUUCUUUUUUCUCUUUUUUUUUCUUUCUAUUAUUGCUUCAAAAUUAUUUUUUAUACAAUUUGAUAAUAUAAGUUUGUAUAAGAAAUAUAUUGGAAAAUUAAGUUCAAUUUGUAUAUUAAUUGUAUUGAUAUUAUAUUAUUUUUAUCAAGCAAAGGAACUUGGGAAAUAUAAUGAAAUGCAUUUGUUGUUUUCUUAUCAGUUUAAGACUUUAAUUACGUUGAUUUCCAUUUUAUUAUCAAUUUUUAAUCAUAAUAUUAUUGUUAAUAUUAUUAAUUGGUUCAUUUGGGUUCCCAUUUUACAAUGUUAUAUUUUUCAAAAUUAUCAACAAAUUAUCAAUAAGAAUUUUAAAGAAGAUAUAAAGUUGGAAGAAUUUGAUGUAUUGAAGAUAGAAACGGAAUCAAUACAAGAAUAUUCAGAUUUCCAUCAAAGAAGAAAAAAGAAUUUUAGACCAUAUCUAAUGUUUAUUUAUCUUAUUUUAUUCCUAAUAUCGUUAAUAGUUUGUUUUAAAAAUAUUAAUUAUUUUAAUUCUACUAAUGAAAUUAAUAAUGCAAUGUCAAAUUCAUUUCAUGUUGAUAUGAACGUUUUUAAUAUUGAAGAUUUUAAUAAUCAAAAUUCCAUUAUCACUUUUAAAAUUAUUAAAAAUAAUAAGAAAGUAAUAAUUGAUGAUAUAAGUUUAAUAACAACAAUUGAAGUAUUAAAUAAAUGGAUUGAAUCAUUUCUUAAGAAUGUGACAUUUAAAAAUUCAUUGAUUUUAUUUAAGGAUUUGGAAACUUCUUCUGAAUAUAAAUUAUUAAAUGAAGACAAUACUAAAGAUUUAUCUAAAAUUAAUAUUAAAUUAUUAUUUAUAUUUGAAAAUAUAGAUCAAAUUACAACAGCUGAGGUAUCCCGUUACGGUGUCAGGUCCACGGGCAGUAGUACACUAAUAAAAAUUGGUAAAAAAACGACAUUAAAGAAUUUAAGAAUAAUAACAUUUGGACUUAAACAGAAUAAAUAUUUGGGCAUUUUGAUAUUUUUCAAUUGUAUUAUAUUGUUGGCAGCUCUUAUAUUUACUGGUGGAAAAGAUAAAUCAAAAUUAAAAGCUUCAAUUAUUAUUUUUCUCUUUAUUAUUAACUUUUCUUUUGGUGUUUUUUUCUUUUUUAUUAUUCCUAAACUUUUAUAUAUUAUUAAUCUUAAUAUUAAUAUUAUGAAAGGAGCAUUGGAAGGUGAAAUAUUGAAUAAAUUUAUAUUGUCAAUUUUGAAGUUUAUAUUUAUAAGAAAAGUUGUAACUGUAAUAAUAUUCAUUUGUCUUGUUCUAACAAUUGUUUAUAUAAUUAUUAGUCUACCAAAAGAAUAUUCUACUUUUAAUGAAAAUAUGACAAGUAUUAAAAGAACAAUUAAUUUAGAUUAUAAAAAUUUAAGAAUAUUAUUUUAUCAAUUUAUAUUAUUAUUAAUAAUUUCUUCAAUUAUAGGACAUGAAUCAUUUGGAUAUAAGUAUGAUGAAUUUAAAAAUGAAUUAUUAAGUUUACGUUAUAACUUAAUAAUGAUAUUUAAUAAAUUCUUAAUAGAACCAAAACCUGAAAUUAAAAGUUUAUUGUACAUAUAUCAUAGAGUUGGUAUAUUUGUAUUUUAUAAUGUAGUAUUCACAAGUCUUAUAGCUACUUUUUAUUUUUAUUCCUGUACUAACAGACAAUUGUUUAAUAAACAUUUCUUCAUAUUUCCUAAACCAACUGAUUUCAAUUUUGAUGUUAAAAUCAAAGCAACAUUUGAUGAAAUUUUAAUAUUCAAAGUCUUUUUAGAAUCAUUUAAUGCAUAUAAAGAUUAUAAAUCCAAUAAUGAUGAUUGGUGUAAUAAAUUUGUGGAGAUAUUUAAUCAGAAGAAAUAUGGAAUUAAUAAAUUGACAUUUAAUGGUGAUUUAUAUGUUUAUUUUGAACGUAUUAAACGUUAUAUAUUAUGUAUAAUAUUUUUACGUAUAAAAAUAAAUUCCUUUACUGAAAAAAUUAAUGAUUUGGAACAUGAAAAGGAAUUAAUCAAAUUAAAAAAUGAAAAUAAAAAAUAUUAUUUAAUUUUAUUAAAAAAGAAAUUAUUUGAUACUACAAAUGAAAUUGAAAAUUUUAAAUCAAAAUACAAUAUAUUACAAUUAAUACAAUCCAAUGAAUCAAGUGGAUCCAAUCAAAUAAAUGGAUCAAAUGUUCUUACUGGAGUUAAUAAAGGAGUUACUGAAGUUAAUGGAUCUAAUGGAAGUAUAGUUGAUGAGAAAGAAUUGGUUAAAAAAUAUAAUACAAAAGAAUUAGAAGAUUUUUUAAUAAUACCAAUUCUUAAUACUAUUGAUAGCGUUUCUAGUGUUGAACAAGUUGAGAAUGAAGUUGAUAAUGUUGAACAAGUUGGUAAUGAAGUUGAGAGUAUUCAAGUUGAUGUUGAACAAGUUGUUAAUUUAGUUGAUACUGUGGUUAAUGAAGAUACUGAAGUUGAUACUGUAGUGAAUGAAGAUAUAGAAUCAUUGAUACAAAAUGAAGAAUUAAAUGAACAAUGUAGUCAAAAUAUUAUUAAUAAUAAUAUAAAUGUGAAAAAUGAAGAAAAUGAAGAAAAUGUGGAAAAGGAAGAAAAAAAUGAAGAAAAUAACGAAGAAAAUUCCUCAUUGAGGGAACAAAAGGAAGAUAAAGAAUUGAAGAUGAGAUUAGGAAGAAUUAAAAGUAUUGAAGAAUUAGAAAUUGGUAUUUUCAAAUCAAAUAUUCUUAAAAAUUCCAAAAAAUUUUAA